Messenger RNA from Dalotia coriaria, 1383 nucleotides. Its product is annotated as rRNA methyltransferase 3, mitochondrial. Lineage: Eukaryota; Metazoa; Arthropoda; Insecta; Coleoptera; Staphylinidae. Gene Ontology annotation, molecular function: RNA binding; RNA methyltransferase activity. The coding region runs from base 91 to 1350 and encodes 419 amino acids. The record is from RefSeq and is a predicted model, not a curated record. The transcript has a single exon. Gene Ontology annotation, biological process: RNA processing.
GGUGCAAAACAUAACCUUCAUUUUACUACAUGUAUCUUAUGUACCAUUACAAAACUUCCUCGAAUUACAAUUAAAGAUUAGUUAAUAAUAAUGAAUUUUAUAAGCAAAUUAUUAACAGUAUCUCAGACAGCUAGAAGUGUAGUAAUAAUUAACUACAGAAAUUAUCCUCGUUGGACCAGUAGAAAUCCUCUAAAAGUAGUUUCAUCUGAAGAAUUAGAUGAAGAUCAUGAAAACAAACAAUCAACAUCUAAACAAGUAGAAAAACCAAUAGAAGAAGCAAUGAAAAUCAAAUGGAGAUUUCAAGCUGAGGCUGCAGCAAAAUCACAAGAACAAGACGUGGAAGUUAUUGAAAGGGAGGUCAAAAUUAAAGAAAAAAAGCAAAAGGUAACUCCAAAACAAAAGGUGAACACAACUGAUAUGAUGGAAACAACAUUCAAUGACAAGGGACAACUAAUCUACACCAAGAUGAAAAACAACGAUCCACGUGUCGGUCAACUUCUAACAACAGUAAAAACGAAAAAGUCAAUGACUAAGAGGAAUUUAGUAUUACUAGAAGGCAAAAGACUGAUCAGAGAUGCCUUGAUAUCUGGAUGCACAUUAAAAUAUUUGCUUUUCACGCGCAAAGUAGAAGUCGAAUACCUAAAACCUAAUUUGCCGAAAUGCGGAGCACAGAUGUACAAAAUGCCCUACAAAGAGAUGCAAAUGUGGUCAGAUCUAACCACUACACCCGGUAUAAUGGGCCUGUUCCGCACGCCAAGUCCCGAAAAUUACAUCUCAACAGAUCCGCUCCCAAUUACGAUUUUCUGCGAUAAUAUACGAGAACCCGGUAAUCUCGGUGCGAUUAUGCGCGUCGCAGCUUCCGCCGGAUGUCAAAAAGUAUUGCUCAGUUUAGGAUGCGUAAAUAUAUGGGACUCUAAAGUUAUUAGAAGUUCGGCUGGGUCUCACUUUCGUGCUCAAAUCGUAACUAAGAAAACUAUUGAAGAUCUACGACAAGAACUAACCGCAGGGAAUAAAAUACUAUAUAUAGCUGAUAACCAUAUGAUAAACACUGAAGAUUCGAAACAAGAAAAUGAAGAUUUGGAAAAGUUAAUCAAUGCUAUUCCAAUUAUUCCGUAUUACAGCGUUAAUGUAAAAGAGGCGAAUAAAGAAGGCAAAGAGAUCGUGUUGGUUAUCGGCGGCGAAACACACGGAAUCCAGGCGGAUGUUUACAAAUUAGCGCAGGAGUUUCACGGAGUUCGGCUUAAUAUACCAAUGAGCAAUGGCGUCGAAAGUUUGAACACUGGUACUGCUCUAGGCAUCAUUACAUUUGAAUUUUAUAGACAGUUUAAAACAACGAGUAGUUUGAAUUGAAUUGUACGUUAAAAUAUAUGAAUUAAUAUUGAA